GCCGCAGCAACUCGUUCACCAGAGCUGAACCUCAGCAGAGAUAGCAGCAAGCAGGCACUUCCACGCCGCGCAGGCUAACUCGCUUUCGGCUUUGGUUCGAGAUGGAGAGUCGUAGGACCGUGAGGCGCUCCAGCGCCCGCAACUUCAAGGGUGGUUUGUGUCUGUGGCUGAUUCUGUGGCUGGUGGUGGUGAAGCCGAGCGGGGUGUCUGCAUGCCCGAGGUUGUGUGUGUGUUACCCCACGCCCAUGACGGUCAGCUGCCAGUCCCAGAACCUUACCAUAGUGCCGGCCGGUGUGCCAUAUGACUCUCAACGUGUUUUCCUGCAGAACAACCGCAUCACAGAGCUGCGUGCCGACUCUUUUGGCUUCGAGACACAGGUACUUUGGCUGUAUGGCAACAACAUAACGUGGGUUGAGGCCGGGGCCUUCAGUAACCUCAGGGUGCUGGAGGAGUUGGAUCUGGGCGAUAACCCGUUACAGCGCCUGGAAGGUGGAGCCUUCAGGGGCUUGGAGAGGCUGCAGAGCCUGCACAUGCAUCGUUGCAAGCUGGCCACUCUCCCCCAUGACCUCUUCCACAAGCUGUACAGCCUGCAGUUCCUCUACCUGCAGGAGAAUCAGCUCCACUUUUUGCAGGAUGACCUGUUCUCAGACCUGGUCAACCUCACCCAUCUCUUCCUGCAUGGAAACCGCAUCCGUGCCCUGUCUGAGAAUGUGUUCAGAGGCCUGGUCAACCUGGACCGCCUCCUUCUCCAUGACAACCGCGUCAGGCAGGUCAACCGUCGGGCUUUCCGUGACCUGGGCCGCCUGACCAUCCUUUACCUGUUCAACAACUCCCUGGCCGAGCUGCCAGGCCAGGCCAUGAAAGACACCCAAGGCAUCCAGUUCCUCCGCCUCAAUGGUAACCCCUGGUCGUGCGGCUGUGAGGCUCGUCCCCUCUGGGAGUGGUUCCGCAAGGCCCGCAUCUCCUCCUCUGAGCUCAUGUGCACCUCCCCAUCCCAACGUCGCGGCCAAGACCUCAGAUUCCUCCGGGAGAUGGACUUCGCCCUCUGCCCUCUGCCUGACCCUGGCUCUCUGGCGGGAUCCACCACGACCACCUUCAGCACUAAGACCCGCUGGUGGUUCUCCAAGCACAAGCCUGUAUCUUCAUCCAAGGCCUCGUACCAGAAGAGCACAGAGGCGGUGAAGGCCUUCCCCUUCCCUGCCGGAAAGCCUCAGUACCUCCCCAAGAACCCCUCCGAGACCUUCUCCUCAAAGUAUGAACUGUCGGAGGAUGAAGUAGCGCUCCCCAAGCUAGACCAAGAAGAAUAUUGGACCAACUACGGCAAUGAAGACGCCUCCAUCCGCUGCCUAGAGCUGGAGUGCCCCCCAGGCUAUGACACAGCCUUCCCCUCGUCCUCCGCCUUACGCAGCACCCCAUCCCUCCUCCACCUCCUCUCCCUCUCCAUAGUCACAUUAUCCCUCCAUUUCCUUUUUGGCUGAACUCUGCUCUCCUUCACUCCCCUUUCCCCUCUGAUUUCUCUUUCCAACCCUAACAAAUACCUGGAUCUUGAUUCCUUUCAGUUACCUCCUCGACUUGCAGGAGGUGCUACACUGACACAGGAGACAGGUGAGGCAGCAGGGAGCUGUUUUAAAGAGCAGAGAACAGUUGAGUUGAUGUAGAGCAGGACAAGAAUUCAAUGCUGAAGUAGCUGCUGCUUAUAGUACAGGCAUUAAAAUCAGGGAUCAGAUCAUGGAAACUGACUCUGAUAGUGACGGUACAAAGGCAGAAAUCUACGGCAACAUGAUGAAAUGAUAGAGACAAUAUACAGCUCAGCUGUUGGUGUCUCCUGGUGGUUUUUGAUAACACAGCUAUAAACAACGCAGGCGUUGUGACUCGUCAACAGCUAUUUUCUAUAGUGCUCACCAUCAUCCACUCACAGCUAACAUAUUGUUCCUCACUUAUUUAUUUCAUUCAUCAUGAAUGAAAGUGGGGAUUGAUUAUACCAGAAGUAUGAGAAAGAGGUGGAUUACCACAGAUAAUGAGUCUUGAGAGGAAAGAAUUACAGUGAGAAGUAAAAAGAAAAUCAAUACAAUGUGAGCAGAGUGGGCUAUAGAUGUUCAUCUAAAGGCAGAAAAGAAUGAGAGGAUCAGAACUGCAGCCAAGAGCAGCUCUACUCUCUCCUUCAGAUUCAAAUCUUGUGUGAUCCCAGCGAUGCCAGCAAACAACCAUCACCACCCACACUUGUACAUACCACUAAUCAACACUGUACAUACACACAUCCUAAACUGCUUUGUAUUUUAGAUUAGCUGGAUUUUUUAUUUGGUACCAUUUAGUAAACUACAGUUUGUGGCGAUAGAUACUUAGAUUGUAAAUGGAAGGCAAACAAAUGAAAUGUGAAAACUCUAUUUUUGCCCCCCCAUGUUUUUAAGUGUUGUCUCCUCCUCUCUCUGAAAAGGGAAGGCUUGUGCUUGAGAUUCUGAUGUUGUUUUUUUUUUGGUGUGUGAUUCAGUUUGUGUGUGUGUGAGUGGGAUUGGACUGCUAUAGACUAAUAACCAAAGUCUUGAGAAGAAAAGAAUUACUUUUACAGUCUAAGUAAGACAACCAGUUUGAUUAUGUCUCUUCCUAAAAUGAGUGCCUCUGUGUAUGUGUCUAUUUUUCCUUUAAAAACAUGGCCUUUGUCUCUCUGUCUGUCUUUCUCUCUGUCUGUUUGUCUGGAUGUUCAAACUGACACAGAACAAGGUAAAAACAACACCAGGGCUAAAUCCUACACAGCUCUUUGUGUUAUUUGAAGCCUCAGGUCUCUAUCCUGCUGGCUCCUGUUAAACUUUGACCUGCAAUUGGUCUCUGUCAGUGUGACUAGGUACGUAUAUAUAUGAGGAUGUGUGUAUUUCUUUUUAGCUCGGAUUGAAAGUUUAAAAAGUCCUUUAUUCACUGAUAACCUUACUAGGACCCAUAACUGUUGAAAAACUAUAGUCUCAGAAAUGCAUGGGAAUGUGGUUUUUACUAUUUUCUGAACAAUGGGUAAAUCCAAGGAUUUAUGUGAUUUCAGUGAUAUCUGUAUUGGAUGGUACUACAGACCAUAAACAGACCACGAGGACAAUCAAGCUCUAAUAUAUGAAAUCAUCUUUCCCAUAUUAAAGCUGUACUUUAUAAGAGAACCUUUCUGACUCAACUGUGUGAUUUGGAUAAUGGGAUGGGUAGUGAUUGAGCAAUCUGUUAAACACGAUGCCAAUCCAACCUAUUGUGAUCCGCAUUAUUCAUGGGGGUCGUAAGUUCCUUGUCAACCCCAAAUGUUAGUAAGUCCAUACCGUGACUGUGAGUUCCUGCGUAGAACAUGAAGGAUACUGUGAUGCUGUUAGAUUCUGUAUUUUUCAAUAGAUAAACUUGUUAGGAAAGUGUUUUGGUUCAUUAAAAAAUAAAGAAACAAACAAACA
Perca fluviatilis (European perch) is the source of this 3413-nucleotide messenger RNA. RefSeq names its product reticulon 4 receptor-like 2b (gene rtn4rl2b). Gene Ontology annotation, cellular component: plasma membrane. Gene Ontology annotation, molecular function: protein binding. The transcript is spliced from 4 exons. The record is from RefSeq and is a predicted model, not a curated record. Bases 102 to 1478 code for a protein of 458 amino acids. NCBI's taxonomy places the organism in Eukaryota, Metazoa, Chordata, Actinopteri, Perciformes, Percidae.